AUGGUUAGCGGGACAGCAAUGAAGAAUGAACUACUGAAAACUCCCGGGAGUUUGACAGAUGGAUGGCAGAAUGCCCAAACUGUUAUCGGGAAUCGUCCCGGAGGGUACAAGAUCGACGUGAUGCUAGAUGACAUCAGUUUUGAGAACUGUGCAGAGGGAGACAUCCCUGCCAGCCCACAGCAGCUCUCCUGCGAUUUUGAGGAGGACACUUGUUCCUGGUACCACGACUACACUGCCAGCAUCCUUUGGGAGCGGAAAAAAGGAGGAUUUGGAUACUACCCCAUGGGCAAUGGCUAUUAUAUGCUCAUAUCAAGCAAAAGUAGUCUCAACAUCUCAUCUGCAGCGAGACUUGUCGGUUUCGCUGUGGGUCAAGUCAUUUGCGUCAGCUUCCGCUACCACAUUUAUGGCAAUAACAUUGCCUAUUCAAGGUUCAUCAUAGAAGCAGUGGUGGGCGGCAAGCAAGGCACCAUUUCCAUAGAUGACCUCGUUGUGUACAGCAGAGAUAAUGGUUCCUGUCCAGCAGAGCGUGAGUGUACCUUCCAGGGGUCCCUCUGUGGUAUGCAGCCCAUUCUAUCUUCAGAUGUCAGCUGGAACCGAACAACAGGGGUGUCCCAGCCUUCCAACUCCUCAGGCCCACACACAGAUCACACCCUGGAAACAGACCAUGGUUAUUAUCUGAGUGCCCAGUUGUGGCGACAACCGUCGGGGUCCAGAAGUCAAAUAGUGACUACGCUGAUGGAGUCCACCCCACCUCACGGGGAAUGCUUAAUGUUCUGGUUCUACAUGGAAGGAAGAGCUGUGGGUGAACUCAACGUAUACCUUAAAACCUCUGACGCCCUCGUAAAGCUGUGGAGCAGAAGUGGAGAUCAGGGAAGCCGCUGGAGGCACGGAAGAGUGUCACUCUUUAACCCCGAUACCUCAUAUCAGGUCCGAAUACGUUGUGGCAGCUUACGCCAGCUUGCCAUGGUGAUAUUUGAAGCAGUGGCAGGGGAGGCUCCAAGGAGAGAUAUCGCCAUCGAUGACCUGACGGUUCUUAAUGGAGCAUGUCCUCCAGAAGGUUUUUGUGAUUUUGAAAUGGAUUUAUGUGGCUGGGUGAACAGCCCUCCAGCAGAGUCUGGAGUAGACUGGGACUGGCUUUCUGGGAGCACUGGAAGCUCUCUUGUCCCAGAUAGGGACCACUCUACCAAGUCCUCUCUUGGCCACUUUGUCUUCUACAGGUCAUUUAAUUCACGCAGAAGCCAAAUAGCUCAUCUGGAGAGUGAGUUCAUGAAGGCUGUGGACGAAGCUUGUCUGGUGUUCUGGCACUUUGCUGAAGGCUGGACAUCAAACAAUCCUUCAGGUGUUACAUUGACGGUAUUUGUCAACGAGACCUCUGGACUGCGUCCGGUUUGGACCAUGAAUGGAUAUCUCAAUGGUACCUGGAUCCAAUGCAAGGUUGACUACAGUGCAUCAGGGCCUCACCAGAUUAUCCUGCAAGCCAGCAAUCUGCCCUGGGAGGACUCAAGUUUUUCCCUCGAUGAUGUUCACAUUAUAACGAACAAGUCUUGUCGGGAUACAGUCCCGACGACCACCCCAAAUCCUGCCACCACCACCACCGCUACUCCAGACUCUGGCGUGCACUGCACAUUUGAACAAGAUCUGUGCAACUGGGUCCAGGAGGUCGAUGACGAUUUUAACUGGACCCUCAGAAGGGGACUUCAAAUGGACGAGCCUUGGGACGGACCUCUUUAUGAUCACACAAUAGACAAUAACCAAGGUUUUUAUUUACUUCUCAGUGGAUCUGGAUUCAGGGACAAGGAGAGAGCAAGCAUCUCUCUUCCCGUCAACAAUGGGACAUCACAAAUCUGUGUUGGAUUCUGGUAUUACAUGAUGGGGUCUUCAGUGUCAGCCAUUGAUCUGUUGGUUGAGACUAAUUUUUCAAAAACACGGAUCUGGACACGGAAAGGGACCCAGAAUGCAGAAUGGAUGAACGCACAAGUCACCAUCGACGUAGAGGAUGAAAUUAGACGGGUGAUGUUCACUGGCCACAGAAACAGCAACAGUGAGGGAUUCAUUGCACUUGAUGACAUCACAGUGAGCAUUGGGGCCUGCAGUAAACACAGCCCCGUCUGCGACUUUGAGUCCAGCUGGUGUGGCUUUGAGAGGGAUGUCAGCCAUGUGGGACAAUGGGGACGCAAAAGAGGCACAAAAAACAACUUGGAUCACACAUAUGGAACAGAAAAUGGUUACUACAUGACUGUCAUCAACUCAAAUCCCACACAACAGGAAACUGCUCAGCUGCUGUCACCUGACUUCAGCUCACCCACCGAGAUGUGUGUUCGCUUCUGGUAUCGGCUGCCUGCAGGGUCGGCCAACAUGCUAUCUGUGCAUGUGCGGAGCGGGGAAGUGGGUGAUGCCAUUUGGCAACGUUCUGGUGCACCCUCUUCAGACUGGGAGGUGGCAGAGGUGGUGUUCAGGGCAUUCCAUGAGCCAGGCAUGAAUUCCACAGUACAACUCGAUGAUUUCUCCAUAAGGAAUGGGGCCUGCUCUCCCUCAGCAAGCUGUGACUUUGAUUCUGGACACUGCAACUGGCUCAACAUACCCACAGAAAAUGGACAUGACUGGGUGCUUGCCAAUGGGGGUUUCCAGGGUCUACCUGUGACCCAAACCACCCCAGAAGGUUGGUUCCUGUUGAGCUUAUCACACAGAAGCAUCAGUGUGGCUCAGAUAGCCUCCGAAUGGGUCCAUCUCAAAGACUCCACAGGCUGCCUCACCCUACGGUACCAUGUUGAUAGCAGCAAGCGUGGGACCUUGCAUGUCCACAUUCGCUCGAGCCUAUCGGAGGAUGAGCUGAUAUUCCAAAGCAACAGAAGCAGUGGACACAGCUGGGACAUCUUUUCUCACACUCUGGAGCGGAGCAAACCUUUCCAGUUGAUGAUCCAAGCAGAAAGCAGCCAUGGAGGCUUUAUCGCCAUUGAUGAUAUCACUCUCACACCCACUCCAUGUCAAGUGAAUGAAACAAGUUCCGGUUUUGCGGGCUGCACUUUUGAAAAUGGCACAUGCAGCUGGAAGGAUGUCAGUGUUGGUCAGAGUCAGUGGGAGCGCAUGGAAGGCAGGACUGCGACUGGGAACACUGGACCUUCUGUUGACCACACACUGGGCACUGAACUUGGUUGGUACAUGGCGGUGACCCCUGACAUUGGUGAGACCAUAAGCUUGGCCACCUUGCAGAGUCCCGUCAUGACACAGGCUAGCACUAACUGCACGCUCCACUUCUACUACAACAUUUAUGGAGAAGACAUCCAAGAGUUGAGGGUUCUGCUCGAUGAGAGCUCUCGGACCACUGUCCUUUGGUGGCAGUCGGUUGGAGGUGAAGAUAUGUGGCUACAUGGCGAAGUCGAGGUCGGUAGAACCCACCGGGACUUCAUCAUCCUGUUUGAGGCAACCCGGACCUUCAGCAAGCUGGGCCACAUUGCCCUUGACGACAUUAACUUCACCAGCUGCUCGCUGCCAGAGCCUCAACCUGUCUGUCCUGACAAUAUGUUUACAUGCAAUAACAGCAUAUGCGUGGAGAAGAAGCGAGUGUGCGACUUCACCGAUGACUGCGGCGACUGGAGUGAUGAGAUCAACUGUGAGCUACAAGGCAAGAUGCAGCGUUGCAGCUUUGAACAAGGUCUGUGCUCUUGGGCUCAAGACCAAUUGGAUGAACCCGGAGCGAGAUGGACACGACAAAGAGGACAGGACGCCUGGCCUUACGGUGGACCUCCGCGAGAUCACACCCUAAACAGUGCUGCAGGUCACUAUAUAACUCCUGGGAAUCACCUCACUGAGAAGGGGCAGAUAUCUGAGAUUCUCUCCAACACGUUACUUCCCAGCUCAAAUUGCACGAUCAGAUUCUUCUACUACAGCCUGGGAGACGUCACAGGAAGACUUACGAUACAGUACAGGACGCUCCGCUUUGGUGCCAACGACACCAUGUUGUGGCUCAGGAUGCAAACGGGAAGCUACAGCUGGCAGAGGGUCGACGUCACCUUCUCCUCCUAUAUAAAGUCCAAGAUUGUCUUUCGGUAUGAACGAGGUGAUGCUCACAGAGAACACGUUGCCCUGGAUGACGUGUCCUUCUCCCAGGAGUGUGAAUUUGACCCUGCCAACAGCCAACUGCCUGACAUAACACCCACCUCAGCCCCGACUACAUCCACUCAGGCCCCCACCAUGCCAGACACCCCUGUAACCUCCCCCUCACCAACCAACCCAUGCCAGGAUGAUGAGUUCUUUUGUUGGCGCUCAUCUGGUGAACCAUGCAUUCUGGCUACUCUUAAGUGCAAUUAUCAUCCCGACUGUCCCCAAGGGGAGGACGAGGAUGGCUGCGGUCCGUGCACGUUUGAGAGUGGCCAGUGUGGCUGGACAGACGCAGGCCUAGGGCAGAGGACGUGGUACAGACAGAAAGCAGAUGGCAACACGCAACCUCCCAGCGAUCACACCACGCAAUCAGGCUUCUUCAUGAUCACCAACUCCAGUCAGACAUCCCAGCCGAGUGAGGCCGGACUCCAGAGCCCCCUCCUCCCUCCCUCGUCCCCCUUCUGCCAGAUUCAGUUUCACUUCCACAUUAGCUCCGAGUGUGCUGGCUCGCUUAGAGUGCUGAUGCAGCGAGAUGAUGGAAGUGAAGCAAUCCUGUGGUCACGCAACCGCCGCACCGUCCACCAUUGGACGCCUGAAUAUUUGCCCUUGUGGACGCACCUGCAGCCUCACAAGGUGUGGUUCAGCAGUUGGACUGAAGCCUACCAGGGAGACGCCACCAAUGAAGCUUGUGUUGUCGCUGUGGACGAUGUCUCUUUCCUCAACUGUGAGAACUCCUUCCACCCGCCAGCUCUCUCUGCCUUGGGGUGCACUUUUGAAGACGACCUAGGCGUUUGGGUGCAGGGGGCCGAGGAUGACCUGGACUGGAUCAGUUGGUCGGGCCCAACAGACACACCCAACACCGGGCCUGCUGGUGACCACACGACGGGAGAAGGAAAAUACCUCUUUAUCGAGAGCUCCCCUCGAAGCGCCAAGAGUCAUGUUGCCCAGCUGAAGUCAGCGUUGCUGCCACCUGCUGGUGAAAAUGGGUACUGUUUAACAUUCUGGUACCACAUGUUUGGAGCCACUGUGGGUUCUUUGAGCAUGUUCCUACACACCGCCGUGGGCAAAACACUGGUGUGGCAAAAAUCAGGAAACCAAGGAGAUGAGUGGCAGCUAGCACAGAGUCACGUGACCUUGCAGAAGGCCCAUCAAGUGAUUGUGGAGGCCAGCGUGGGAGGCGAGGCGGGUGACAUCGCCGUCGAUGACAUCUUACUCGUUCCCGGUGCAUGCAGUGCCUCUGCAGACGUGUGUGAUUUUGAAGAGGGGAGCUGUAACUGGAAACAGGACACCAACGAUGACACCGACUGGAUUCGACAGUCGGGCCCCACCCUGAACCCCAACACGGGCCCCGACAGCGACCACACCACCAAUGCGCCCAUCGGCCACUACUACUACCUGCCCUCCUCCAACCACGACACCAUUGGCCAGACCGCCGCUAUGAUGUCACCUUUGUACACCCCGAGUACACGAAAAGGAGCAUGUGUGCAGAUUUGGUACCACAUGUAUGGCAGAGGCAUGGGGACAUUCAACAUUUAUCAGCAGAGCCAAGACGGCGACCGGCAUCUGAUUUUCUCCCAGAGCGGAGACCAGCUCCGGCUGUGGAGGUUGGCACAGGCUUCACUUCUGCCUUCACUUCAGCCAUACCGGCUCAUGGUGGAAGGCGUGAAGGCCGGUCCCACCCUGGAGGGCGACAUGGCUUUUGACGAUGUCCACCUGUUAGACACGAAUUGCCCCCCUCGCGCCACCUGCGACUUUGAGAUCAACAUGUGCAGCUGGACCAACGUGAGGGGAUCAUUGGACCAGGGCGACUGGCUCCGAGGCAUGGGAGCCUCCCCGAACCCUAACACUGGACCCAGCGUGGAUCACACCACAAACACGCCACACGGUUACUACCUCUACGUGGACAGCUCAGCGGGUCAGUGGCCUGACGCAUCCUUCCUAAUCAGCGAUGUGCUCCAACCAGGCACGAGAGGGCACUGUCUUGUAUUCUGGUACCACAUGUUUGGCUCGCACAUUGGGACGCUGCGAGUUUACAUAAAUGACAGAAAAACACACAUCAGUGGUAACGAGGCUGGUGCUGAGAAGUGGGUUGAGAUUGGAGACAAGGGAGACAAGUGGCUGAAGGCCAGUGUUUUUGUUGAAGCAGACGAGGCAUUCUGGUUUGUGUUUGUGUAUCAGAGGGGUGAGGAUGCAGGCGGCGACAUUGCCCUGGAUGAUAUCAGCAUCCUUCGUGGACCGUGCCACCCAGAACCUACCACUGACCCUGCUGUUGAUGACAACACCGAUAUGUUGUUUGUCGGCCUUGCGGUGGGUCUGACUCUCCUCGCAGGAGUCGUCAUCAUCAUCUACCUCUUUAUACUGAACAGGAAUCACUGUGCAAAAAGGCAGACAGCUACGACAGGCAGAAACAUGCUUGAUCAGAAUGCUGUGUUUGACCUCUAUGAUUGCCAAAUAGAUGGCACACAACAUGGAACCGUAUCCAACAUGUCCAUCAAGCUGUAUAAUGCAACCAGCACACAUUCAUCCAGCGCCUAGCUCAGAAAUCCCUUUAUUUUGAUUUUUAUAGUUGUUUUUAAUGUUAUCGCAAACAUGUGGAAUGAAAAGAACAUAUGUAUAAUUGAUAUAAUGGACAUAUGGAAGUAUCAAAAUAUGUUAUGCCUUUUUUUCUAAUAUGCAAAUACUGCUACACAGUCAAAGCUCAUGACUGAGAACACAUUAUCACAUGUUCUUUUUUUAAAAAAUGAAAGAAGA
Molecule: messenger RNA, 6849 nt
Organism: Dunckerocampus dactyliophorus (ringed pipefish)
Lineage: Eukaryota; Metazoa; Chordata; Actinopteri; Syngnathiformes; Syngnathidae
Product: MAM and LDL-receptor class A domain-containing protein 1
Exons: 47
Coding region: 1-6633 (2210 amino acids)
Cellular component (GO): membrane
Molecular function (GO): protein binding
Source: RefSeq, a predicted model, not a curated record